ACCGCUGAUCUCUCCACACAGUGCUAAAUAAGCGUGGAAAUACAGCAGCAUAACUGAAUAUAUGAAUCAUUUUUGGUGAUUUGUUUUAUCUUGUCUUUAACCGACCUGUUCCAGUGCGUUAGGAAAAGCUUUGACACACUUCGUGAAGGCGGUAACUGCGACCAGCCAGGAUGUUUAAAAAAUUUGAUGAGAAGGAAAAUGUGUCGAACUGCAUCCAGCUGAAAACAUCUGUGAUCAAAGGCAUCAAAAAUCAGCUGCUGGAACAGUUUCCUGAUAUCGAGCCAUGGCUUAACCAAAUCAUGCCGAAAAAGGACCCUGUCAAAAUAGUGAGAUGCCAUGAACACAUUGAAAUCCUGACUGUGAACGGAGAACUUCUUUUCUUCAGACAGCGAGAGGGAACAUUCUACCCAACCCUCAGAUUGCUACAUAAAUAUCCUUUCAUUCUCCCACAUCAGCAAGUAGACAAAGGGGCCAUUAAAUUUGUUUUGAGUGGAGCGAACAUCAUGUGUCCUGGGCUGACUUCACCGGGUGCUAAACUCUAUCCUGCUGGUCCUGACACAGUGGUUGCCAUUAUGGCAGAGGGAAAGCAGCAUGCACUUUGUGUUGGUGUCAUGAAGAUGUCAGCAGAAAACAUAGAAAAAGUCAACAAAGGCAUCGGAAUAGAGAACGUUCACUAUCUGAACGACGGCUUGUGGCACAUGAAGACGUAUAAAUGAUGACAUUUACAUCGCUCGUCUCAAACCAACCAAGAUAACGUGCGGAAACUCUGAUGCUGAGGCAAGAAACUGCCAGUCAGCCGUUUACACGAAGCUGCCGUAACCUGCUGAAGGCGACCCUCACAAUGCACAAAUAAUAAAAGAUCAUGCUUUAAACCACA
This is a messenger RNA of Austrofundulus limnaeus, 877 nucleotides long. It is a transcript of the gene mcts1, whose product is annotated as MCTS1 re-initiation and release factor. Gene Ontology annotation, molecular function: RNA binding. Lineage: Eukaryota; Metazoa; Chordata; Actinopteri; Cyprinodontiformes; Rivulidae. The record is from RefSeq and is a predicted model, not a curated record. The coding region runs from base 171 to 716 and encodes 181 amino acids. The transcript has 6 exons. Gene Ontology annotation, biological process: formation of translation preinitiation complex.